UACGGAGGACAGGGCGGUAAAGGCUCUGCCCCCGAGGGGGUGCCUGGGCCGGGCUGAGGAGGCGGGCCGGCCCCGGGAAGGCGCGGCGCUGAAGGGAGCGGAGCUGCCUCCGUCGGCGGGAAUGGCGGGCUCGGAGCAGCAGCGGCCGGCAGGCCAUGUCCAGUUGGAUAGCAGACCUACAUUAACCACCGCAGAUGGAAAUCAGAACAUCACAGAAGUAGAUGCACUUGAUAUAAGACAAACACUUGAUCCUGCAGUGCGAUACAAAAUGAACCAUCAAAGAAGAGGAGUUGCGUUAAUCUUCAAUCAUGAGCACUUCUUUUGGCAUUUGAGGCUGACAGACAGACGUGGGACUCUUGCAGACAGAAACAAUCUGAAACGCAGUUUGACAGACCUCGGAUUUGAAGUCAGAGAUUUUGAUGAUCUGAAAGCAGAAGAUGUACUGCAGAAAAUUUCUGAAGCCUCUAAGGAUGACCACAGCAACGCUGACUGCUUUGUUUGUGUGUUCCUGAGUCAUGGUGAGAAUGAUCAUGUUUAUGCGUAUGACGCCAAAAUCAAAAUUGAGACAAUCACUGACAUGUUCAAAGGAGACAAGUGUCAGAGUCUGGUAGGAAAACCAAAGAUUUUUAUCAUUCAGGCAUGUCGAGGCGAUAAACAUGACGAUCCAGUUCUUGUUGAGGAUUCAAUAGACAGUCGUGAUGCAUCCAUUGUCAAUGAGACUGAAGUGGAUGCAGCUGGUGUCUAUACCCUGCCUGCUGGUGCAGACUUUAUCAUGUGCUACUCUGUGACUCAAGGUUACUUUUCUCAUCGUGAAACUGUAAAUGGCUCCUGGUACAUUCAAGAUUUGUGUGAGGCACUUAGGAAGCACGGCUCUUCCUUGGAGUUCACAGAACUUCUUACUGUUGUUAACAGGAAAGUAUCUUAUCGCGAAGUGGGUAUGUGCAGAGACAUUAAUGCUAUAGGAAAAAAACAGAUUCCCUGUUUUGCGUCAAUGUUAACUAAAAAAUUGUAUUUUCACCCAAAAUCUAAGUAGAUUGUUACUUAACAAUGACAACCAUUAACUAAUACUGCAGAAGUGAAAAAUACACCAUGUUAGUUCAGGAGACUAAUAUUCUAUAAGACUUUGCAAAAAACACUGGGAUCAAACAUUAUGGUUUGUAUAUAUAGUAGUUUCUGAAAUCUUAAAGCAAUUUUAUAGCUAGUAGUACAGCUCUAUUCAUCUCAGGGAAUUUGUGAAAAGCUGACUGGUGCAAAACUAUUAAAAGGUGCUCGGAAUUUAUUGAAAUUGUUACUCUAUAGAUUUUUUUUUUCUUAAAAGCUUUUUGCUUGAUUGCCAUCUAACUGUGGCACAUUUUACUAUUUCUAAAACAUUUCAAGUGUCGCAUUAGAUUAGCUUUUCUUGUGCCAAGAGCACAGUUUACGGGGAAUAUCUUCAUAGAGCAUCUUUUUAAGCCUGUGGACAACAGUAUCCACCUUCCAAUUUUUGUCAAUUUAUAGCUUUUUAGACAUUUUUUAUUUUCUCUCAACACUAAAAAGGAACUUAAUUCCUUGAGUACAAUUGCAGCGUUAGUAUAGAUAAAUGGCUUCUUUUUGCUUGCACAUCAUUUACGUUUGGGGCACAAUUAAAGCUUGCUGGUGCUUUGCAUCCUCAGGAGAAAAGCAAGCAGUAGUGAAAUGAGACCACGUACAGCUUGCUUAGGAUGGCUUUGGCUAAGCUCACCUUGUACACAUCUGUAAAGCUAAAGCAAAUCAUGUCAAGGUUCCAGGUUCACUUACAACUGCUGGACAUCUCUAGGCAGCUCUGCAAAAUACAACAUAUGCAAACCUUCAUACUUCAGGCCUUGGUGUUGGAUCAGCCUCUUCCUCCCCUUGGCCCCAGAGGAGAUCAGCCAUACACCGUCAUGGUGUAUAUAAAAUCCAUAGUGCCUUUGUCACCACAGGAUUGUUACUCCUGCAGCAUCAGUAAUUUCAAUGAUACUUACUAGAAGCGGAUAUUUCUUUUAUUAUUUUUUACAUUAUUGGUACAUACGCUUAACUCUGGGGGACAAUGGAGAACUCAAGCUGAGAAAAGUAUCUUAAUCCACUUUCCUGGGUAUAGAAAAAUUGAUUUACUGGUUCCGCUUUAGUUAAAUCUUUCCAUAUACUAUGUUCUGAGUCACAGAUGUUAAAUCUUACUAUGGCUACUUUUAACCUUUGUAUAA
Messenger RNA from Chroicocephalus ridibundus (black-headed gull), 2201 nucleotides. It is a transcript of the gene CASP6, whose product is annotated as caspase 6. The transcript has 8 exons. Lineage: Eukaryota; Metazoa; Chordata; Aves; Charadriiformes; Laridae. Bases 122 to 1033 code for a protein of 303 amino acids. Gene Ontology annotation, cellular component: cytoplasm. Gene Ontology annotation, biological process: positive regulation of neuron apoptotic process; apoptotic process. The record is from RefSeq and is a predicted model, not a curated record.